CCUCCGGCAGCAGAAAAGGAAAGCCCACCUUUUUUCAUUGUUAAGGACGCGCUGGAAUGUGAUGGUUUGAUCUCAAACGGAUCAGGGAGGGAAGGACCGAGUGCAAAGGAGCGGGACUGAGGCUGAAUAUCAACCCCCCUCCGGUCCUGACUGUGGAUAUGUGGAGGAACUCGUCCCGGUUCGUGUUGGCUGCAGUCAAUCCUACCGUCCGUGUGAACUUUGUGGAUUAUUCCCGUGUUCUUCUCUGACCCGGCGGUGGAGCCGUUCAGGAUGGAGAGUUCACGGAGAGGAGUGUAACACCCUGAAGACACAACUUUAAAGAACCCUUCGGGAUCCCCCAGGAGGAGCUCAAUCUGCAUUCUAACAUCCAGCUCGUCACGAAAACAACUAAAACUUCUCAGAUGACAGAUUUAUCUGCUAAACACCAUUUGGAGGCAAUUUUGGAGACCUAAACAUACAGUUAGACAACCGCAACAAGACAGGCUGACAAGAAGACCAGAAGAGCACUUUUAGGUCUUGCUAUCAUUGCCACACAGAUGUGGAAGUUCCAAAACUCUGCUAGCAAAUAACCUGGACGUCGAAAACCAAACCAACCAAUCCCAUUCUAAAGUUUGCAGCCAUGUCGGAUCAUAAAGACAUGACGCACCGCCACCUACGGCACAAGCUGCAGAGUCUCGGCAGAAGACUGGACGAACUGGAAGAAGCGACUCAUAAGCUGCAGAAGUCUGAGGAUGAGCUGCUUGACCUGCAGGACAAGAUCAUCCAGGCAGAGGGCAGUAACUCAUCCCUGCUGGGCGAUGUGGAGGCCCUAAGGAAACGUCUUCUGAAGAUCCAGGGCAAGGAUGAGGAGGUACGCAAAGCUGAGGACUUGUGUCGCACAGUUCGAGAGAAACUGGAAGAAGAGGAAAACCUCACGAAGGAACUAAAGGGAGAGAUUGAGCAUCUUCAGCGGAGGAUGGCUGAACUGGAGAAACUGGAAGAAGCCUUUGCUAAAAGCAAGUCGGACUGCAGCCAGCUCUGCCUCAAUCUCAACGAGGAGAAGAACCUCACCAAGAAGCUCUCCUCAGAGUUGGAAAUGCUCAAAGCACGCUUGAAGGAGGUCGAUGGUUCUGAGACGAAGCUGGACAAAGCAGAGCAGGCUCUGGCUAAAGAGAUCGAGAAGCUCAAGGCCUUUACCCAGGCGUUUGUCAGUGAGCGUAAGAGGCUGUUGGAGAAGCAAAGAGAGGAUGAGAAGAUCAUUCAGAAGCUCUCAGAAGAAAAAAAGAACCGCUUUGGAAUGACAGACCCGGGCCGUGCAGAUUUCAUGAGUUCAAGAAUUGAGGACGAACUGUCCUCCACUGCACUCUUCACAAGUAAACUGGUUGGGAAGAAGAACCUGGACUACCUGAAGCUAGCUGAUGAGAAACUCAGCAUAGUCAAUAAGUCUGAGAUUAAGAAGGACAGCAGUCUUGAAGGCUUGCAGGAGGAGGACAACAAGGUAAAGGAGCUCACUCAGGAAGUAGAGAAGUUAAAGAACCGCCUCAAGCAGCUUGAGGUAGUGGAGGAAGAUCUGAAGAAUACCCAGUUCAAGAACAGUGAGCUUCAUGAGAAGUUUCAAGUGGAACAAAAACGAGCCUGUCAACUGAGCGAACAGGUGGAGCAGCUCAGGACGCAGCUGUGUGGAAAAACUGGAAUUGGGGGAAAAGGAAUCGGUAACGUGGAAAAACAUGGGAACGGAAACCAAGUGAAGGUCCUGGAGAACGGGAAGGCUGAGAACGAGGAGUUAGUUUCAAAGGGAGGUUUCAGGCAUGAGAAGCCUAAAUUUAAAAGUUCUGCAGCUUUUUCAGAGCCAAGCUCUCCGAAGCACAGGAACAGGGAGCUCUCUCCUCAGCACAGGAGAGAAACCAAACUGAGAGGCCAAGAGCUCAGCCAUUCCGAGGAGAGUUCUCCAAAGGCUGUAAGGAGAACUCCAAGUCCUGCUCUGAGGAGCAGAAGGACACCCAAAACCCUACCUGCUACGAGUUCAUCUGAUAAAGAAGUCACGGCACGACUCUUUGAGGAAAGGCCUAAAGGAGCCACUUAUGGAUAUUCGAAAUCAACUUCUGAUGGUAAAAAAGUGUCCGUCCUGAGCCGCUACCCUCCAGCUGCUAAUGAGCAGAAGUCCCUGAGAACGAUGCUCAAACAGACAGACGCAGAGAUUAAAAACAGGGAGAAGUUUUCUAAACUCUACAUCGGCAGUGAUAGUGAAUCAAACAACUCUGAUGCUGUGCCUGAGACCUACGUUAGCAUGAACACCAUGUCUGCACUCGACAAGGAGGCGGUGUCUGCCUCUGAUCCGGAACCAGGAGACACUAUUCAGGAAUCCGUCUCCUCGUCUUCGGCAUCCACCCUGUCCAAAGCUAAUGGAUCAUUCACAGCCUACAGAUCUCACAUGGCUCCACUGCUGCCCAACGACCACGGCUCAGACAGUCAUUCAUCUGCUUCUGAAACUGAAUCUAUUGGCUCAAGGCCCUCAGAAGUAGAACCGGUGACUGAGACAAUUAGUACAUCUGUGAGCAGCAGGACGGCAACCUCCAGGUACACCAGAUACCCUCACAUCCAUGACUCGAACUCGGAGGGGUCUUCUUCCAGGAGCUCCUUUGACGAGGAGCUGCACACCAGGGCGCCGCCUUCCGAUGGAGGCCACCAUGCUCCCGUUCAUUCUCCGUCAUCGAUUGAGAUCCAGAGAGUGUGCAGCCCCCGCGAGGCUCUGAGGUCAAAAGCCGUCAUUAAGCCUGCAAUCAUUGAGAUCGACAGGAAAGAAGUCAUGAAUUCAGAAUCCUUAUCAACAAAUGGCAAACCCAAGAUCUCCGCCAAGCCAGUUGUGACCACCACCAGCAAAAUGACCAGCAGCAUAACCAUCUACCCCAAUGACCCGAGCUCUUCGAGAACAAGCAGUCGCAGCAGCAGCUUAUCCAGCGAACCUUUUCCUGUGAAGGAGCGCCACACUUCGACAAGCAACAUCCUUAUAGGACCCAGCAGUGACCACCGCGGUAGCAUUUCUGUCCCGUAUGAGAUCUCCAUAUCCAAAAGUGAAAUCCCAUUGCGGCCAUGCCAAGACCAGGACUGUGGCGAUGCCGACCACAGCGACGCAACAACGAAGUCCAAACUCCACCACACCUCCAGGGUGGAGACCACCAGCAGCCUGGUGGGCCACCAACGCAGCAGCGCCCGACACCACUCCUCGGACAACGCCUUCGCAGACUUCAACGACACAGAGUCGGGUUUCGAGAGCGGCAGCAGCACAACCACGGUGACCAGCUGGAGAAGCCAGAGACAAACCGAGCCCUCCCAGGACGACACCUUAUCAGACAUGAGGAAUGUGACGGUGAGGAGCACAUGGAGGAACAGAGGCGCCGCAUCGGUGGACGAGGCGGGUCGAGGACGAGUGGGGAGCAAGGCAUUAAGGGAUGGUGGGUCUGAAGAUGAAGCAGAGGCUGCAACAACAUGGAGAGCGUAUCGUGCAACCACCUUUGACACAGAGGAAACUGUGAAGAAUGCUGCAGGCGUAACGGCCCAGAAAGGAACUAAGCCAGCAGAGGUGUACAUGCGUAGGUACAACAGUGUGACGAGCACUAAAGAAGCAGAUGAAGUGAUGCUUCGCAGAGACAGGAGCUUGGAGUCUCCCACUAUGGAAACAGGAUUUUUGGGAAGGACCAUACCCCACGCGCCAGUUACUUCCCAGUCCUGGAGCCGAUCGUACUCACAGCAACCACUGGCUAAAGAUAACUUGGACGCCACUGCUAAUCCUUGCCUCAGCCCGGCCUCUUGGAGACGGCACCCACCCCCCGGCGACCAGCAGCACCUGGGGAGCUCCUGUGACCGGUUGACCAAGAUGACCGGAGCCUCGUCCAGAGGAGGGGAGUUGUGGUCCAGCCGAGGCCAAGGAUCAGGGACCAGGGCCGAGGGGAGGACCGGAGCGGGAAACAAACUGUGGAGCCACUGUCAAUCAGAACCUCAUUAGGCAGGACGUGUCUGACUUCCCGAAAGCAGGAAGCAGCACUCUGUUGAGCUCUGAGCCAGUUUUCCAUCCACCAUAUUAACUUCGCCAAGUACAGAGAGUACCUGUUGCAACCCCGGUUAGAACAACCAUCUGAAGCCCUGAGCCUGCUUUGCUUCGGAGGUCCUCCACUCAGCCUGUGCUUCCUCUUCUGCUUCUUGUUGGAUGUGUUAUAAUGUUACCCCCAACCCCCCCGGAAAAAACGACAAUGGAGAGGCCGGCAUGCUGCAGAGGGCCGUGGAUUUUCCUGAAUGCUGGAGAAGGUUUAAGGAGCGCCGGAGGAUCGGAGAAAUCUCCAAAUCCUAAACUUUCUCCAUCACUGAAAAAGACGAAACUGAUACGGUUUUAACAUGUCUGGGUUUCAUUGGGCCAGAUUGUCCUGUAGAACCUAAACACCUUUACAUGUGACCAAAAACAGGAAGCAAAUUACCCUCGCUUAGGAUGCCUGUUCAUUUAUCUCCACAAACCAACAACCAGGAGCAUGUUGAGGUUUUUUCGCCAUUUCAGCAUCUUCUGCAGCGCCGACUCAUCGCUCUUAGAUGCUGAGCAAACCUUUCUGUGUCUCUAAGUAGUAAAAUAAAAGCACUUGAAGGUUUUGACUCAGCAUGCACUCUGCUUAUAGGAAAACAGUCGCUGGUUUAGGAGCGGCCAAACUGGGAUCAUAUUUAUGUUUUUGGUUUUUUUACUUUUCUAUUUUGACUUUUUGUAAUUCGCUUCCUGUUCUGCAUCAUCCUUUUCCUUUUUUCACUUCUUCUCCAUAUCAGAUGGAAACAAAGCAAAUUGCACAUAUUGAAAUGCAAUGAAAAUGUGGAGGGACGCAGCUGUGGGAUGGAGGUUCCUUAUAAACCCAAACCAUGACUUGGUUUCUUUAAAAUCUGUCUUCAUUCAUGUAUUUCUAAGAGAGCCAUAGAGAAUAUUUUGGGUUGAACCGAAAAUCAAGGUCUGGUUUACCAGCAGACCUGCGCUUCCACUGCUGUCAGCUACAGGAGAGACCCGCAAGAAUGGUCCAGCUCGUAUGUGACUGGAUUAUCUGUGAUGUUUGUGUUUGUUGAGCUGCAGGGUCUGUAAGAACCUUCAAAAGGUUCCUAGAUGUGUCUGCAGAACCACAGGAGAUGAGGAUCGAGCUGGAAGAAUGGUUCUCAUGUGGAAAUGACUUGAUGAACACCAUGGUAUCAUCAGUGACCUGGUUCUCCUGUGUUCUAGUGGCCACGGUUUAGCUGUGACAUGUAGAACCUUAACCCUCCUGGUGGGACCUCAGCCUGUUGCCACGUCGUCACUUUAGUUUUUAUGCAAGCAGGAGAUUGUUGAUCCGUCUGCAGCUGUACCAGCCAUCAUGAUGCAGGGGGAUUACUGUAAUAAUGAGAUUGUUGAAUCAAGCUUUCAGAGAGCAUGUUUCCACUAUCUUCAUGUUCCCUUUGUGUUGCACCUUUACUGUAACCCUAUGAUGAUUUGUGCCUUGAAGGUUGCAGCUGAGGUGUUCCAGCAGACUCAGAUACUGACUGUAAGGCUGUUUUUCUGAAUGUGGGUCUGAAUGUCAGGAGCAGGAUGCGGCAUGACCUCUUCAUGGCUCCUGCCUACUUUACAGUCUAGCGACAUAGCUGAUGUGCAGUUCAAGACUUCAGGACUUCUGCAUCCCGACUGCAGCUCCUCCCUAGUAUAUCCUCGUUUUCAAACAGGUUCCAACUUUGCUUUUACAUUUUCAAAUCAGUGUCUUUUUUCCUCUUUUUGGUUGGUUUGUGUUUCCCUUGAUUCCUGGUUUCUCCAAAGCAAAGUCUUGUCUUAUGUCUUAUGGAGAGCCUGUCUCAGAUCCUGAUGGGCAGCUCCCAGGGUGGCUGAAAGUUCAGGGGUCAGGGAUGCAUGUAAUCCUGUCUCUACGUCUUGACUCAGGGCUUCUAAAUACAGGAGGGAGCUCGGCUGAGAUGUCGUCUCUGUCGUUAAUUAAAACACUCAAGGGGAUUGAGUGUCUGAUGACCAUGUUGCCAGAGACCCACAGGUUCCUCUUAGACCCGGUAUGGUGUCGUCACCAUGCUGGUGACACAGACCUCUGUGUUUCUCACCUGUUUGCUUCAAUCCAACAGGAAACACCCCCCAAUGAGUAAAGGUUCUGUUGGAAAGGUUCAGAUGGAACCUUUCCAACAGAGGUUUUCUUCCAGGAUCCACUGGUGGGAUUUUUUUUCUCCAUGCACACCAACACCUCGCUCAUCAUCGGCAUUAUAAAAUUCAUUUUAAUGAUUGGUCUGAACUGUUCUACCUCAUGGUGGAAUAAGGAUGAUCAAUGCUUGGUGCACGACAUUGAAUUUAUUGGGAACUUUCUCAAAUCUAAGGAGAGGGUCAGAAUUAUUCACACAGGCUCAGAUAUAUUAACACCCCAACUAAUAUUUGGAUAAAUCUGAUUUUGUUGCAAUUUGACACCAUUUGUAGACAUCAUCAAGCUUCUGGCAUGGAAGAGUCCUGGUCCUGAUGAUUCCUGGCUAGUUCCUGAACAUCAUAACCAACAUCAUUUCUUCUGAGUCUGUACCAGUUUAAACCAUUUCUGAUCAGUAGAGUGGGGAAACAUUAACCAGAAUGAUGCCAGACGCUUGUUGAAGGCUACAAAAAGCUUCUGGUUUCUCUCCAACUUGCUAAGAAACAUAAGACAAAUGUUUUUUGGGGUGAAUGUAUAUAUUUGAGCUUGUAUGUGUAUUUUGAAGCUGUGCGGAUUGCCGAAAAUCCUCCAGUAAAUUCAAACUUGUUCUCCUGAUUCUCAUCUUUAAAAGAAAUCAAUGCAGGUAUGUGUUGUAUCAUCGUUCCUUCCUGGAAAAAUACAGUCCAAUUGGAUCAUUUAAAGGCCAGAAUAAAUCAUGCAUUCAUGCAGAUGAUGAAUGCAUGAAAACCUUUCACCACAGCGCCUUUUCUCUCAAUGAGGACCAGCUGUCACUUUGCUCAUUAAGUUUUCAAAUCAAGCAGUCGAAUAAUGCUGACAUUUUUGAAAGCUCCAGUUUUUGAUUGGAUCAUCUGGAUCCAUUGUUGUAGUUUUGGGUUUUCAAGGUUCUGGUGGCUUAAUGUCAGUUGUUAAAAUGUUUGGAGACAGAGUUAAGGUUGUAGGUGGUGGGUUUGGAAAACAUAGACUGCUUGGAUAAUAUCCAUAUAAUGACAGAAGAAGCCGGACUCAACAAACACUGAGAUUAGUUAUAAUCUGCACUAACUCCACCUUAGUCAGAAAGAGUUUCUUCUUUUGAGUCCUAGAGUUCUGCUCAAGUCAAAGCCCAAUUGAACCUGGAACCAAACACGCUGUGCAUUUUCCAUGCGCCAUAUCAGAGUUAUAAAAGUAGGGGAACUGCUGCAGAACUCGGUGUAAAUCAUAAUCAAACAUUUGUGUCAUAAUGUGUGUUCUUAACUUUGUGCCAAAAUCAUUCCACAGUAUUUACAGUUUACAUUUAACCGCCUAAACCCACCCUCCACCCGCCCCAUAUCAACCCCCCAAACCCACCCUCCACCCGCCCCAUAUCAACCCCCCAAACCCACCCUCCACCCGCCCCAU
Messenger RNA from Girardinichthys multiradiatus, 7538 nucleotides. It is a transcript of the gene luzp1, whose product is annotated as leucine zipper protein 1. NCBI's taxonomy places the organism in Eukaryota, Metazoa, Chordata, Actinopteri, Cyprinodontiformes, Goodeidae. The coding region runs from base 620 to 3982 and encodes 1120 amino acids. The transcript has 9 exons. The record is from RefSeq and is a predicted model, not a curated record.